Molecule: messenger RNA, 2842 nt
Organism: Plectropomus leopardus (leopard coralgrouper)
Lineage: Eukaryota; Metazoa; Chordata; Actinopteri; Perciformes; Serranidae
Gene: pdgfba
Product: platelet derived growth factor subunit Ba
Biological process (GO): positive regulation of cell population proliferation; platelet-derived growth factor receptor signaling pathway; positive regulation of MAP kinase activity
Cellular component (GO): membrane
Molecular function (GO): platelet-derived growth factor receptor binding; growth factor activity
Source: RefSeq, a predicted model, not a curated record
UUUGGGGAUAUUUAACAGUGCGUGCCUUGCACAAGCGGCAAGCACACGACACCGGGGACGAGGCUCGGUGCAGCCGGGGGAUUGGACACCGAGGUGCUAAAUGCCCAGCCGGUCGCUUGCGGCUCCUCAGGCUGGGCGGCAACAUGAGGUCUUGGGUCCUGCUGCUGCUGCUAGCUGCGCUCUCAGCGGCUCGUCUGCGGCUCGGCAGCGCUGAGGGUGAACCGCUCCCCCCGUCGCUGGUCGACCUGGUGAGGAACUCGCCCAUCUCCUCUGUGGACGACCUGAAGCUGCUGCUGCAGCAGGAGACCAAUGCAAUAGAAGAGGAAGAAGACGAGCACGAUAUUCUCACAAACCACACCUAUGGCCGAUACACUAGAAGUCUUGUGGAGGCGCAGCCGGCCCAGCAGGCGGCGUGUAAAGUGCGAACAGAGGUGAUGGAGGUGACGAGGUCCAUGCUGGACCGCCGCAACGCCAACUUCUUGUUAUGGCCGCCCUGCGUGGAGGUGCAGCGAUGUUCAGGCUGCUGCAACACCAGGCUGCUGCAGUGUGUUCCCACCGUCACCUCCAGCAGAUAUCUGCAGGUGAUAAAGAUCCAGUACAUAAACAGGAAAGCUCACUAUGACAAAGCCAUCAUCUCAGUGGAAGACCACGUCAGCUGUAGAUGCCAACCACCCUCAACCUCCUCAUCCUCCUCGUCCUCUGCCACUGUCCCCAUCACGCACUCCUCCACUCAGAGCAACCCUCCUCCCCCUCCACCACAGCAGCAGCCUCCCCCAUCCUCCCACCUUCCCCUCCCGCGGACUGUCCACCCCGCUCCACCAAAGACUCACGCUUCUAAGGCUGACCUCCAUCGCCACGAUGACCUGAAGCACAACCAGCAGCACUACCACCCCGAGGAGCCGGUGGGGAGGCAGUGGCAGCAGGGCAGUUACACCCAGCUGGUGCACUGGACGCAGCCCAGGGUUCACCAGGCACCAACGCAUGUGCAGCACCAGCCAAUUGCUGGGGUGCUGACUCCAGUCAGCAGCUGGCCAUCUGAAGCGAGGGCGGAGCAUAGCGUCAUGGGAACUACACCGCAGGUCGGGCACGGGAGCGGGUACGACGGGAGCAAGGAGGAGGGCGGCGUGCAUGUAGCAAACAGCGGCGGUGAGGUGCAUCAUCCAGAUCACAUGCAGAGGCAGCAACAGUUGCUGCAGCAUCAGCAGAGACAGCCGUUUCAGCAGCAAUAUCAGUAUCGACAUCAGCCGCAUUUUCCACAGCAGUUUAACCACGGAGGAGCGGACGACCAAGAGCUGAGGACGCAAUAUCGACUCAACACCCCCCAAUCUGACAGCGCCUCUCCACCCGACAGUCCAACGCAGCCGCCCCAAUUACAACAAAAGCCCACCCCUCCUAUGACCACCAAUAAGAAAGACUCAGUGACCAACCAAAAAAUCACAGAGGUCACAAAACACAAACAGACUGAGACUGUGACAGCCAGUCAAAAAGAAGGGAACGAGAGGGAGGAGAGCGGGUCGGCCAACAGCGGGGACUCGGGCGGGGCGGAGCUCGCAAAUCAAGGGAAUGAAAAGGACUCAAAGUUGAGCAGCGGAGGUAGUCAUUUAACAGAGGAGGAGAGAAGACAGAAAGUUCUGGAGAUGAUACAGAGGGAACCGGAUCGACCGAUUCAUCUUCAUCCGCAUCAUCCACAGCAAAGACCAAAGCCGACAUCAUUUAAAGCAGCCCUCUCCACUGUGGCUCCCAUCCGGCCUGCAGCCCGUCAGGCCCCGUUCCGUCCAGCCUCGCCUCGCCGCAGGAGGAAACACCGCAAACGCAUCAGCAAGGCAGCCAUCAGAGCCAUGAUCAUGUAGAGCUGCGGAAAAUGGUAACCAAAAGCCAGACACAUUGCACCAAAGGAAUAUGGAGAGACCAGAAACAUGGGAUUCCUGAAUGUGGGGUGACUGACUUUGCGAACUGAUGCUGCCGAAUCGAAAGAGAUGAUGGCACAGCUUUAGAGAACGUCACAUUUCCUGCUCCAGAGCUGCCGCAGAGCGUCCAGCUUCAUGGAAAUAAUAAAAGUGCAAUCUUACGAACUCUUUGGAAUGGAGGAUAUCUGUCACACUAAACACUGGAUUUCAUUUGUAUGAACCACAAAUCCCAUUAAUGUGGGUUGAUGAAAGCUUAUCAGAUGCCCAAAGCUAGACUGGUGGUCUCUUCUUGCAGUUUGCAGCCAUUGAUUGGCCGCUUAAACACUUCUGACUUCUUGGUCCACAAAAGAAGGACUGGACUAUGACUUGGACUAAGAAGUAGUUAUUGGGCGCUAAAUGUGGAGCUCAAGAUGAAACUGGAGACGUGGAGAACUGGAUUUCUACACAUGGGACGAUAACUGGAAACUGGAGAGUGCAGCUCAGGCCUCAAUGCCAAACAUUACUGUUAUCCUACAAUGUCUGAAUCUAACUUUAUCUAACACUGGAGUAGCCAUACACUGAUCAUACUACAUUUACUAGAGAAGUGCUCGACCGUGUACUGUAGCUUAAUGUACUGGAAAAUAUCGAUAACCUGCUCAUUUUGUACUACUGCCAGAUCGAAAUGAAAUAACAACCAAAUGCCUGCCUAGAUAAUAUGCUAUGAAUAUCCACAUUAAAGCAAGUCUUAAAGACCUGGCUUUUAGAGAUCGCUGUGAGCCAGCUAUAGCCAACACUGUAUGUAUAAAUGCUUUUAGAAAAUGAUUCUGGGGGGGAGGGGAAGAAAAAAUUUUAUUUCUUAACUUAUUUAAAAAAAAGGAGGAUAUGAAGUCCUCCAGUUCUCAAGUGUAAUUAUUGUUGCAGACAUGUUUCAGAUUAUAAUUAUUGGUUGUACUGUU